Messenger RNA from Protopterus annectens (West African lungfish), 3963 nucleotides. RefSeq names its product solute carrier family 4 member 5 (gene SLC4A5). Gene Ontology annotation, biological process: bicarbonate transport; transmembrane transport; monoatomic anion transport. The transcript has 24 exons. Gene Ontology annotation, molecular function: monoatomic anion transmembrane transporter activity; sodium:bicarbonate symporter activity; solute:inorganic anion antiporter activity. Gene Ontology annotation, cellular component: plasma membrane. Lineage: Eukaryota; Metazoa; Chordata; Ceratodontiformes; Protopteridae. Bases 270 to 3467 code for a protein of 1065 amino acids. The record is from RefSeq and is a predicted model, not a curated record.
CACAAGGCACUGAAACUAUGUUGUUUCAGCAUAAUCCUCCAUGCACAACAUGAAAGAAGAUCAGUGGAGUGCCCGCGCCUUGAGUAAGCAACCUUGCUAGGUACUGGUGAAAGACGUCAACAAAACUGAAGUAUGUUAAACUUCAUGCUGUUCAGUUUAAUCACCUCACUAAGCUGAAGAGUUUUACAGGCUUUGGCAGAGGGAAGGGUAGCAGAAGCAAAGCUGCUGGAUUUUAUUUCCAAAGAGGGUGACUCUGCAUCUGGAUUAAAAUGAAUGACAACAUUAUUAAUGCAACAGUGUCACCUGCAGCAGAACGGCUCCGCUACAUCCUUGGUGAUGAUGAUGACAUUCCAACACCAACCCUGUUCACUGAGAUGGACACACUCCAGCAUGAUGGAGAGGAACUCGAGUGGAAAGAAUCUGCACGGUGGAUUAGAUUUGAAGAAAAAGUGGAAGAAGGUGGAGAGCGAUGGAGUAAACCCCAUGUGUCAACCCUAUCAUUACACAGCCUGUUCGAGCUGCGCACAUGUCUACAGUCUGGAACUGUACUGUUAGACUUGGACGGUUAUUCAUUACCUCAAAUCAUAGAUGACAUAAUAGAAAAACAGAUUGAAGAUGGGCUCUUGAAUGCAGAACUUAGAGAAAAGAUCUCUUAUGUUCUUCUUCGAAAGCAUCGCCACCAGACAAAGAAACCUAUCCAUAGGUCUUUGGCAGAUAUUGGAAAAUCUGCCUCAUCAACAUCAACUCGUAGUCCGAGUCGUACUCCUGUAGCCGGUGCUAGUUUUCAUCGCUCCACCGAAGACCUCAGAACACGACAGAGUGCUAAUUAUGGACGACUACGUCAUGCACACAGCAGAAGCAUGAAUGAUAUCUCAGAUACACCCAGCACAGAUCAGUUGAAAAACAAAUUCAUAAAGAAGAUUCCUCGUGAUGCUGAGGCCUCCAAUGUACUGAUCGGGGAAGUGGAUUUCCUGGAUAAACCUUUUGUAGCUUUUGUUCGUCUAAUCCAGUCAACAAUGCUUGGAGGAUUAACAGAGGUUCCAGUUCCAACAAGAUUUCUUUUCAUCUUGUUGGGUCCAACUGGAAAAGCAAAAUCCUACAAUGAAAUUGGCAGAGCUAUUGCUACACUUAUGGUUGAUGAUCUUUUCAGUGAUGUUGCCUAUAAAGCAAGAGACAGAGAAGAUCUCAUUGCUGGGAUUGAUGAAUUUCUAGAUGAAGUGAUUGUUCUUCCACCAGGAGAGUGGGAUCCCAGUAUUAGGAUAGAGCCUCCAAAGAAAGUAACAUCUGCUGAAAAAAGGAAAUCUGUGUUCUCACUGAAUGAAGCCGGACAAAUGAAUGGCUCAGCUGGUGGCGGUGGUGGUGGUGGAAGUGGAGGAGGCGGUAUUGGUGGGGGUAGUGAUGAUGGCGAAAUGCCAGCACCUCAUGAUAUUGGAGAGGAACUUAUGUGGACUGGAAGAUUCUGUGGAGGGUUAUACCUGGACAUGAAACGGAAGCUGCCAUGGUUUCUCAGUGAUUUUUAUGAAGCUUUCCAUAUCCAGUCUAUCUCAACCAUAAUCUUCAUUUAUUUGGGAUGUAUAACCAAUGCAAUCACAUUUGGAGGUUUGCUAGGAGAUGCAACAGAAAACUAUCAGGGUGUGAUGGAAAGCUUUCUUGGGACGGCUCUAACAGGAACAGUGUUCUGUUUGUUUGCUGGCCAGCCUUUGAUCAUCUUGAGUAGUACAGGCCCCAUCCUCAUUUUUGAAAAGUUGCUCUUUGAUUUCUGCAGCGAUAAUGAAGCCAUAGACUACAUGGAGUUUCGCCUCUGGAUCGGUCUGCAUUCUGCUUUACAGACCCUGAUUCUUGUUGUUACGGAUGCCAGUUUCAUUAUUAAAUAUAUUACUAGGUUUACAGAAGAGGGUUUUUCCACACUUAUCAGUUUCAUUUUCAUUUAUGAUGCAAUCAAGAAAAUGAUUGGCGCUUUCAAAUACUACCCAAUCAAUUCAGACUUCAAGCCAGACUACAUUACCAUUUACAAAUGUGAAUGUGUGGCACCAGAUUUAGUGAAUACAACAUUUCAUAAUGCUUCAGCCCUGUUGGAACCAAACAACACUAAUAUUUCUCUGUACAACACUAUCAAUAUAACAGCUCUAGACUGGAAUCAACUUAGCAAGAAGGAAUGUCUGAAGUAUGGAGGGAACCUGGUGGGAAAGUCUUGUAAGUAUGUGCCUGAUCUGGCACUGAUGUCCUUCAUCCUCUUCUUUGGCACAUACUCCAUGACCAUAACACUGAAGAAGUUUAAAUUCAGUCGCUACUUUCCCACUAAGGUCAGGACACUGAUCAGUGAUUUUGCCAUUGUCUUCACCAUCCUCGUGUUCUGUGGAAUUGAUGCCUUGUUUGGAGUUGACACUGCCAAGCUGCAUGUUCCCAGUGAGGUUAAGCCGACACGUUCCGACAGAGGCUGGUUCAUAUUUCCCUUCGGUAAGAACCCGUGGUGGAUUUACCUAGCCAGUGCACUUCCUGCACUUCUUGUUACCAUCUUGAUUUUCAUGGAUCAGCAGAUCACAGCGGUCAUUGUCAACAGGAAGGAACACAAGCUGAAAAAAGCAGCAGGUUAUCACUUGGACCUCUUCUGGGUUGCUGUUCUUAUAGCAGUGUGCUCAUUCAUGGGAUUGCCAUGGUAUGUUGCAGCGACUGUCAUUUCCAUCGCACACAUUGACAGUUUGAAAAUGGAGACAGAAACUAGUGCUCCUGGAGAACAACCACAGUUUCUCGGAGUGAGGGAGCAGAGAAUUACUGGAAUUGUAGUCUUUAUUCUGACUGGAGUAUCUGUCUUCCUAGCUCCAGUUCUGAAGUAUAUCCCAAUGCCUGUCCUGUAUGGUGUAUUCCUUUAUAUGGGUGUGGCUUCUCUAAAUGGCAUACAGUUUUGGGAUCGCUGUAAGCUUUUUCUGAUGCCCUCUAAACACCAGCCUGACUAUGCUUAUCUCCGCCAUGUGCCUCUGCGUCGUGUUCACCUAUUUACACUGAUUCAGAUAGUUUGUCUUGCUGUGCUCUGGAUUUUGAAGUCUACGGUAGCUGCCAUCAUAUUUCCAGUGAUGAUUCUUGCCUUGAUUGUGGUAAGGAAGAUGCUGGAUCUCAUAUUUUCACAGCAUGACCUGGCCUGGCUAGAUGAUAUCCUUCCCGAAAAAGAAAAGAAGAAAGAAGAAGACAAAAAGAAGAAGAAAAGCAAAGGCGAAAAUGAGAGCGUUGAAGAGGAAAAAGGACAUCCAACAGGUCUGGUACGGUCUGAUUCAUCACUAGAUGCUGGCUCAGAAAUGGAUCGCAGCAUCACCCUUCACCUGAAGAUUUCCUGUCCAUCUUCACCUGCAUUUAAUUACACCCGCAAUGCUGUGAAUGCAGUUCCACAGGUAAAAAUAGAGAUGGAUUCUGAGUCUGAAGAAAUGGACCUUGAAAAAUCACCCAGAGACAUGGGUAGUGAGACCACAUUGUAGUGUUCUACUUAAAGAACUGCAAAUGUUUCACAGGACUUUCUCUAUUAACAAAAUUGUACAGACUUUUUUUUUUUUAUUUUUACAUAAAUCGUAAAUAAUUUUACCAAAAUGAGGUUGUCUGGUUUUAGUACAAUUAUGUAAAACAGUGUUAAUUGUUAUACUUGUAUACUGGUUUUUGAAAAAAAAAUAAAGUACAGUUUGAUGCAUUUUAUUGUGCCAACAACUAUUAUUUAUAAAAAUGUUUAAGUUGUCAGGCUCCAAAUCAUUCACUAGAAAUGUGACAAUAAACGUGAUGCAGCAUAUAAACUUUCAAGAUCAAAGUAACAAAGCCAUUUUUAUGUGGAUUUGAUAUUUUAUUUGAUAAUAUGUUUUAAAAAGUCUAAUAAUGACAACUGGACAGGCCAGUGGUAUAUAACAACAAUAAAUAAACAAAUUGCAGAAUAAUGACAUGUAAAAACAGUAAUGUGUAACUCAUUAAAAAUUAUUCUCUGGUAAA